Brenthis ino (lesser marbled fritillary) is the source of this 915-nucleotide messenger RNA. NCBI's taxonomy places the organism in Eukaryota, Metazoa, Arthropoda, Insecta, Lepidoptera, Nymphalidae. The record is from the annotation of a GenBank genome assembly.
AUGUUCACAAAAAUUAUGCGCCAUAAACCUUUAAUUAGAAAUAUAGUUUAUGUCCCUGCUCAUAAACCACCAGAAGAUGAAGAUUUUCAAAAGCUUCGUGAAUUUGCUGUAAAACAUAAAAAACUUCUCAUUUUAACUGGUGCAGGAAUAUCUACAGAGUCAGGUAUACCAGAUUACCGAUCAGAAGAAGUUGGGCUUUACGCAAGGAGUAAUCAUAAGCCUGUUCAGUAUCAGGAGUUUAUUAAAUAUCCAAAAGUAAGACAAAGAUAUUGGGCAAGGAAUUUUGUUGGUUGGCCAAGGUUUAGCUCUAUUCAACCAAAUGCCACACAUUAUUCUAUUCGAGAAUUGGAAAAGGCUGGUAAAGUAACGGCAAUUGUAACACAGAAUGUGGAUAGGCUUCAUCACAAGGCAGGCUCUGAAAAUAUUAUUGAACUUCAUGGUGCAGGUUAUAUAGUAAAAUGUCUGAAAUGUCCAUAUGAGGUCAGUAGAUCUGAAUUGCAAGAAACAUUGAUUAAGAAUAAUCCAGAUAUGAAAAGUAAUUUUGAUAUGAUUAGACCAGAUGGAGAUGUGGAACUAUCUGUGGAACAAAUCGAAAAGUUCAAAACUCCUCUAUGCCCUAAAUGUCAAGGGCCACUGAAACCUGAUAUUGUAUUUUUUGGAGACAAUGUCCCUAAACAAAGAGUAGAACAAGUGAAGAAAGAAGUGACUGCUAGUGAUGCAGUGUUUGUUUUAGGAUCCAGUUUAACUGUGUAUUCCAGUUAUAGAAUAAUAUUACAAGCAAAGGAAGAGAACAAAAAGAUAGCCAUAUUAAAUAUAGGACCUACAAGAGCUGAUGAUAUUGUGGAUUUAAAGAUAUCCACAAAAUGUAGUGAGAUCUUGACAGAUUUGUGCCACUUUGUAUGUCAGAAGAGUACA